Rosa rugosa (rugosa rose) is the source of this 944-nucleotide messenger RNA. RefSeq names its product RNA pseudouridine synthase 6, chloroplastic-like. The record is from RefSeq and is a predicted model, not a curated record. The transcript has 5 exons. Bases 12 to 845 code for a protein of 277 amino acids. Lineage: Eukaryota; Viridiplantae; Streptophyta; Magnoliopsida; Rosales; Rosaceae.
UUUUGUUUCAGAUGGGCUCAAUGAGUCUGACUUCACUUCUGGGUCAUGGUUGCCGGAGUUUCAUUGCGCCGGUGGCCCUUGUUUGCACGUUAGCACUGACCCAUGUUGCUCUGAGUGAACAUUCGAAGAGCUACCAGCAUGUGAAGGUGGCUUGGUUUUCUAAGAGGUCCAAGAAGAAGACAAGGGUUGCUUGUGAGUCCUUGAAAGAAGAGGUGACUUACCCAACUGCUACUUCUUCUGUUUAUGGCUACCCAUAUACUCGUCUGCUUCCAUGUCCCUCGCAGAAUGGACCACCAAGAGUUGAGCACUUGGUUGUUUCAGAAGGAGGGCCUGUUCUAGAAUAUAUAUGCAAAAAUCUGGAUCUUUCUGCUCAGUUUGUUGCAGAUCUUAUCCAUUUUGGAGCUGUGUAUUAUGCCCUUGUAUGUCCAAAGCCUCCUCCAACCGCGACGCCCGAGGAAAUGAGGGUAUAUAAAGAAGCUACAGCACCAUCAGUACUGAAAAAGAGAGCUUCUAUCAAAGGAAAAACUGUAAGAGAAGCACAGAAGACUUUCAGGAUCACACAUGUAGACCAAUUUGUUGAAGAUGGAACGUACUUACGUGUGCAUGUACACCCAAAGCGUUUUCCUAGGUGCUAUGAAAUUGACUGGAAAUCAAGAGUUAUAGCAGUAAAUGAAGACUUUGUGGUGUUGGACAAACCUGCUGGUACAACAGGUGUGAUUAGCAAUAAAUUGUCUGUACCAAGUUGCAGAGAGUCUUGGAGUUCUCUUGAGAAUGCCAUAAUCAACAUGGUGAAGUCCAAACUUGACCGUAUAUCCACUUGUCCACUCGAAAUCGUCGAGCAAUGACCACACGAAGUACCCUCUUACAUCUGCUCCCUUUAGUUCUGUCCAUAUUUUCAUAAACUCAGUUAGCCUUCACCACAAAGUGAACCACUUCUGCAUUCG